CUAUUAUGCGAUAGUCCAGAAUCUCCAAGAUGGCUGCACCCGGAAGAGUCGUGCUACUGGCUUGCGGCUGUUUUAACCCCAUAACCAACAUGCACUUACGUCUUUUUGAGCUUGCCCGUGAUCAUCUGGAGAGAACAGGCCUGUUUAAAGUGGUUGAAGGGAUCAUAUCACCAGCACAUGACAAAUAUGGCAAAAAGGGACUGGUGCCCAGUACAGACAGGGUUGCCAUGGCACAACUGGCACUUUCCACAUCAGACUGGGUUAGAGUGGACAGCUGGGAGAGUGAACAGAAAGGCUGGCUGGAGACUGCAGUGGUGGCCAGGCACUUGAAACGGCAGGUCCAGAACAAGUACGGCAGCGUAGUGGACGCCAAAACAGACGGGCCGUCAAGGAAGAGGAGGAAAACACGACACAAUGCAAAUAACAGAGAUGAACCUGUUGGCAGCAGCACACAGGUGGCAUCAGGUGAUGUGCAGCUGAAGCUGCUAUGUGGUGCAGACUUGCUGGAGUCCUUUGCUGUACCCAACCUCUGGAGUGAUGAACAUAUCAAAGAACUAGUGUCUGAGUAUGGCUUAGUUGUCAUUUCAAGAGCUGGGUCUAAUCCUGAAAAGUUUAUAUAUGAGUCAGACGUGUUGUCAAAAUAUAAGAGCAACAUCCAUCUAGUGACAGAAUGGAUUCAGAAUGAGAUAAGUGCCACAAAGAUCAGGCGAUCCCUGAAGCGGAAGGAAAGUGUGCGGUACCUGGUCCCUGACGCUGUCAUUAACUACAUCAAGGAACAUCAGCUGUACCAGCCAGAUACCGAGACAUCCUGAGGAGGCAACAUGUGGACAUAUCUGACACAGAACCGUUAUAAAUCUAGUUAUACUGUAAGGCAGGUAGAAGAGACAACAUACUAUACAAUAUGAGGGUCAUGCAAGUAAAGAGCCAAACCCAUAUUUGAAAUUCCCACUCUUCCGACUUAGACGGCUUUUAUGAAUACACGGAUGUUUCUGGAAUUCAAAAUGUGCUGCAGUAAUAAUCUUAAGGUAUUUUUUGGCAUGUUAUAUCAGUUUUGGCAUCAUUAUAAAGCUUGCAAGGAAAUUUACGAAUAUUUUAAGUUGGUUAAUUCAAGUGAAUCAAGCAUUUGCCUUCUGUGAAAGUAGUUCCAUCUCAUAUUUUAUUGUUACAUGUAUAGUGGUGCGCUCAAGUAUGCCAACAAGAGAUAAAGAUUAUUCUAAAAGAAUUGCACAAGUCUGCUUAAUGCGUGCUCAUGAUAGAUUGACACUUAAAACAAAAAGUUGAAAAACUUUUUAUGAAGUUCAGAAGACGAAUUGUGUGGCCUUAAUAUAAUGUAUUCUUGUAUUAAGUCUUAUUGCCCGAAGUACUGGCAUAGAAGGGUUGUACAAUGUACUGGCUUCAAAAGCUUCAAAUUUCAGCAUUAAUCUUUCCUAUUUGCCUUACUUCAUGGCAAGCAUGUAUUCUGAUGAUAAGGAACUUUUUGUGCUGAUUAAAAGCAAUAAAAUUCC
Molecule: messenger RNA, 1505 nt
Organism: Branchiostoma belcheri (Belcher's lancelet)
Lineage: Eukaryota; Metazoa; Chordata; Leptocardii; Amphioxiformes; Branchiostomatidae
Product: nicotinamide/nicotinic acid mononucleotide adenylyltransferase 1-like
Exons: 8
Coding region: 30-812 (260 amino acids)
Biological process (GO): NAD+ biosynthetic process
Molecular function (GO): nicotinamide-nucleotide adenylyltransferase activity; nicotinate-nucleotide adenylyltransferase activity
Source: RefSeq, a predicted model, not a curated record